Messenger RNA from Scheffersomyces stipitis CBS 6054, 2493 nucleotides. RefSeq names its product anaphase promoting complex subunit 2. The coding region runs from base 1 to 2493 and encodes 830 amino acids. Gene Ontology annotation, biological process: ubiquitin-dependent protein catabolic process. Gene Ontology annotation, molecular function: ubiquitin protein ligase binding. Lineage: Eukaryota; Fungi; Ascomycota; Pichiomycetes; Serinales; Debaryomycetaceae. The record is from RefSeq and is a predicted model, not a curated record. Gene Ontology annotation, cellular component: anaphase-promoting complex. The transcript has a single exon.
AUGGAGACUCCGAUCAGCAAAGAUCAUAUAGAGUGGGUGAUUCCCAAACCAACCUUGAACGAUUUGUCGUCUUCAUCGUCGGAUAUCGACAACGAUAUAGAUCUUAUGCUCAAUCAUCUCCAGCCUUACUUCCCGCCUUCAUUGUUGCAGAAUAACUUCUCUGUGAAUCAGAUAAAGCUGCGAUUGGCUCCAGAUAAAGUGUCUGAUCCAAGUCAACGUGUUAGGGCAGCGAUUCGUAGUUGUCUAAAGGACGAAACUAACCAAUUGGAAUUUGUGCGUUUGUACCAGAACUCUAUUUCUGUUCGUUUCAAUGAGUUCUUUGCCAAUUUCUACAAUUCCAUGCCCACAGCUCAGUUGGUGUUUCUAGACUACUUCCAUAUAAUAAAAACCAUCACCACAUACUACAACAGCAGCUUGAUUCACUUGAAUCUCUCACCGUUGGCUAGAAACUUGUGCACACGUAAUAUCAACUCGCUUUUCUAUAGCAACUUGAUAAUACGACAGAAUUCGAAAAAUUCCGAACAAAGCCAACAUCAAGAAGAUACCUAUUUUUUGCAGUCUCUUAGGGAAUUUCUUGAUGUCUAUGUUUUCAAAAAUACCCUAGCAAAUCCGUUUUCAGACAACUCAGUAAAUCUUAUAGACAUCUUUACCACCUUGAUAUCCAUAAACUUGAACAAGGAUAUCAAUCAGCUCUUGAUACAGUUAUCUAUACAGAAGAUCAAGCUGUUUAUCAUAGCCAAUUGUUCGGGAAUAUGGGAUAAGCCGCUUCUUGAAACAAUUACAGAAUUUAUCCAGAACGAAAUAUACCCCAACUUCUCCAUUAUAGCCAGCUAUUCGGCAGAUUUAAACCUCACCAAUUCUGUAAACAACGUGUAUUUGUACGACCUAAUAAAAUUGGCACAGUUAGAGUUGGUCUCGUUGAGAAUUAAAGAAAUCUAUAGCAUCAUCUUGUACUAUCCCAACAGUUCAGAUGGACUCUACGAAUUGUACCAAUGUUUGCUGACAAAAUUCAAUCAUCACCACUAUAACCAAACCCCAGAUCAAUCUCAUCAUUCCACUAACUUGAUCAACGACAUCACCAACCUAUCGAAUUUCUCGUAUUUGGCGAACUAUUCAUUGAAGUCCCAGGCUUAUCAAAGAGCCAAACUUGUAGAUACUUUUGUGGAUUUGUGCCACAAGAAUUUGCUUCAUUCUGGGGCAAACACUGUAGAUGUCAUAACCACUUAUACCAAGACUAUCAAAUCAUUCCUAAUUAUAGAUCCAAAGGGUGUCUUGCUUGAUAAAGUAGUGCGUCCUAUUAGGCGCUAUCUAAAGACUAGAGAAGAUAUAAUCAUCAAAAUCGUACAUGGUCUAUUGGAUGAUGAUGAAUCUUCCAAUGAAUUGAUAGAAUUAGCAAAGGAAUUAAGAAGGGCCAAAGCCAAGACUUCGAAAAAGAGAAGCGUUGUGGAAGAUUCUCUUGAUAUGAACUGGGUUCCUGAUCCAAUAGACGCCUUGCCAGAUUUCAAGAAAGGCAAGGUCAGUGACAUAAUCGAGUCGUUGAUAUCCAUCUUUGAUUCCAAUGAGAUCUUCAUAAAUGAAUUCACAAAACUAUUUGGUCAACGCUUGGUCAACUUGCAUAAUUACGAUGUUACGGAUAUAGAGGAACGCCUCAAUUUGCUCAAGCUUAGGUUUGGCAAGAAUGAGUUUACAACUUUGGAUAUCAUGAUUAAGGACAUCAAAGAGAGUAAGGUUCUUAACAAGAAAUUGACCGCCAGACUGGGAAUACAAGCUCCGAAUUUCCAUACUUCUAUAUUGUCUCAUUUGUUUUGGCCAACUGUGUUGGAGAAUUUAUCCGAAAAUGAUAAUUUCAAUUUACCUCCAGAAAUCAAUAUCAAGUUUGAGGCAUACAAUAGUGACUACACUAGUUAUAUGAAAGGGCGGUCAUUGAAAUUUUUGCCCAGUCUUGGAUCAGUAAAAAUUGAACUUUCGUUCAACAACAAGAUUACGCAAAACUUUGAAGUUACUCCUGAUAGAGCUGCUAUUAUUUCUCUUUUUGAUGACAAUUCGAGUGAGCUUUCUGUAGAUUUCAUUUCAAAGAAAUUAAAUAUGUCUCCAUAUAUGGUUUCCAAAGGUUUGUCUUUUUGGGUGAAGGAAGGAGUUUUGCUUGAGCUAACGAAGACUUUGUUUAUUGUCAACGAAGACGACGCUGAAGAAGAUGUUCUUCAUUCUGCGUCUAUUCCUUCAGCUGCUACUCUAGCAAAUUCUGGGUCUGAUAAAUCUAUCAAUCUCAAGUUUAAAGAGUUGGAAGUGCUCUGGCCGUACUUGAAGUCGAUGCUAGAAAAUAUCUCAUAUUUGAAGUUUGAGAGAGUGAAGACUUUGUUGAAGUUGACUGUCCCAAAAGACAAGUUCGAUUUUGGAACUAUUGAUGACAGUAAAUUGGAAGACUAUUUGGACUGGCUAGUUGAUGAAGAGAAGUUGGAAAUUACCCAGCAAUCUUACAAGCUAAAGGAAUAG